This is a messenger RNA of Bombyx mandarina (wild silkworm), 1931 nucleotides long. It is a transcript of the gene Idi, whose product is annotated as Isopentenyl-diphosphate delta isomerase. Gene Ontology annotation, molecular function: isopentenyl-diphosphate delta-isomerase activity. Gene Ontology annotation, biological process: isoprenoid biosynthetic process; isopentenyl diphosphate biosynthetic process. Gene Ontology annotation, cellular component: cytoplasm. Lineage: Eukaryota; Metazoa; Arthropoda; Insecta; Lepidoptera; Bombycidae. The record is from RefSeq and is a predicted model, not a curated record.
ACUAAAAAAACAUCGAAACUUUUCAUUAUCUAAAAAGUGAAACUCUUAAUAACUGAACGAAGAUCUCGGGAUACACUGUUAUUUAUAUUAUAUUGUAAUGUAAAAGUGUAAUUCAGUAAAAUUCAUACAUACGAAAAUGUUGGUCAGAAACCUAACAAGAUCACUGUGGAGCACCCUAAGAGUCGAGAAAAGAUUUUUGGCUUCAGAACCUGUGAAACCUGCUACUCUAGAUAAGGAUGGUCUGGAAUUAGCCCAGGCAGAAGCUUUAGAUAAAGAUAUUUGCCUGCUAGUUGAUGAAAAGGACAACUUCAUAGGAACGGCUACAAAGAGAGAAUGUCAUAAAGUAGGACCUGAUGGCGAUGUGCUACUCCAUAGAGCAUUCAGUGUUUUCCUCUUCAACAAGAGAGGUGAUAUGUUCCUUCAGAGGAGAUCAAGCCAAAAAGUAACAUAUCCCGAUUACUACACAAAUGCUUGCUGCAGCCAUCCACUGUACAUAGAUGAGAAGCCCGAGGAAAUCAUAACGGCAGCCAGACGUAGGAUGAACCAUGAACUGGGAAUCCCGCUUGAUCAGUUGGACCCGGAACUGUUCACGUUCAUGACCCGCGUGCACUAUCACGACCCGGGUGAUGGAGUGUGGGGCGAACACGAGAUCGACCACAUACUGUUCUUCCAAAGCGACGUUAAGGUCAAGCCGAACUCGGACGAGAUCUCGGAGUAUUGUUUCGUGCCCAAAGCAGAGUUUAAUUCGUUCCUUCCAACAUUGGAGGGUCCGAUAACGCCGUGGUUCAACAUGAUCCGCCGCCACCGAUUAAAGCUCUGGUGGGACAACUUGCACCGCAUCAAAGAGCUCGCCGAACCGGAGAAAAUACAAAAAUUUGUUGAUAAAAAAUAACGUAAGUCUAAAGUAAAAAUGAUGAGUGUAACAAUGGUAGGUAAGUCGGAAACGUGGGUGCCGAGGAAUUUGAAGAAUAGGUUUUUAAUAAUAUUAUUUCAACUGAACACAUGAAUUUGGUGUUUUAUAAAGUCUUUGUUUCCUCCUUCGAAACUGGACUUUUUUCUCAAUAAUACUUAAACCCUUUGACUGCCAUAUAGAUCACCGGUGCCCUCCGCAGAGAGCUGAAGUAACUAUGUCGAUUUCUGUUACUAAUGCUCCUGGAUUGCCUAAAUUUACCUUCUUUUGUUUUUAAUGUAUGUUUUUGUCUUUUAGGUCUCUUAGAUUAAUUCUCAGUAUCUUCGUAUUAGUCUUUCCCAGAACUACUAGAUACUCCGACGCCUUAGUAACAGAAAUCGACAUAAAUACCUUAGUGCGCCACGUAGGGAACCAGUGACUUACACAGCAGUCAAAGCGUUAAGAACCUAACAAAUGUGUUUUCUGAAUGUCUGACAACGGAAAAAAUAUGUGUGGUUUUUGUAUAUUCAGAAAGUUCUGGAAUACUUUUCAAAAAUGUCAAACAGACUUCAUUACGUGUUCUAGUAUCGGUCUAUAGGGAAAUGAGUUGAUUUCAAUAAUUAUAUUAUGUUUGGAUGGAAAACGACACGUCGACACCCGCGUUUCCUACUAAGAGUAAUAAGUAAUAUAGAUUUUGUAUCAGUGUUUUAGCAAGUGUACCCUUUUAAAACUAAAUCUAAUUUAACACCAAUGUACGGGUCCAUUCUAUAUGAGUAGACAAGGUAUGUCACGUGACCGGGAGGAAAAAGGUUUAUUAAAUGGAAAAAACGAUAUUUUCAUCAUUACCGUAGAUUGGGGGAAAUCGGGACCCUUUCCAAAUCCAACACAAAAUUUCAAUUGUUUUUCUUAGGGUAAUACCAAUAAAAUUGAAUUUAAAAUGCUUCCGAAGACUUAAUUUUUCAUAUACGCUGCGUUAUUAUACAUAGUUUAUUACAAAAUAUGUAUACACAAAAAAUGAAAAAACUAGCUUGACCAGAUUCAC